AUGGCGACUUUCUUUCAGAGCGUUCGCCAAGGGUUUGGCAGGGGAGGAAGCAACAAGAAUAAUCCUCCCAAGAGCCCUGCACAAGCUCCCCAAGAACCCAGAUCUGGUACCAUGUCAAAUUCCAUGUCACUGUCCGGCAGCUUGUCUGUCGACAACGUCCCUGCAAAUGAUCCCGAUGCCCCCAAGUACUUCUUCCAGGAGAAGUAUGCCCCGCUCAACGUCAGGGGUAACUUCUUGACUCUCUGUGCCUGUCCGAAAAACGUAGAGCUUGGCGAGUGGCUGGCUCACCAACUUGUUGAACAAUAUCGCUUGCUCCACGGCAUGCUCCAGGUCAUCCAGGAGACAAACAGUGUUACUGGUGCUCCAAUCUGCAAUGAGAGCACAUGUCCGACGAUGUCUGCUGGGCGAUUGACCUAUACCUGGCUAGUUGACGGCCGCGCAGCCAAGAUCUCCGCACCAAAAUUCAUCAACCGUGUCGAGAAAUGGAUUGUCACCAAGAUUCAUGACCCGGUCAUGUUCCCUACCGAAAAGGUGAACGGUAUCCCUGAGACUUUUGCGACUAAGGCCGCCACUGCCACUACGACGGAGAUCCCCCCAUCUCCUGCAGAUGGGACCAACCCCGCAGGACCAAAUGGUAGCGCCGACGACUGGAUUGGCAAGUCGAGUGGUUUCCCCCAGACAUUCUACAAGGACUGCCAGGGUAUUAUGAAGCAGAUGUUCCGUUGCUAUGCGCAUUUGUACCACGCCCACUGGUUGAACCCGUUCUGGCACAUCAACAAGCACGACAUCCUGAACAUGUGCUUCGUGCACUUUGUGACUGUCGCCAAGUACUACCAACUUGUCUCGGACAAGGAGAUGGAGCCAAUGCAGCCUCUCAUCGAUCUUUUCAUUAAGCAACAGCGUGUCCCACCUGAGGCUCUCAAUGGUGGUCACUGGGCCCAGCAGGCUUCUAACUAA
Molecule: messenger RNA, 957 nt
Organism: Penicillium taxi
Lineage: Eukaryota; Fungi; Ascomycota; Eurotiomycetes; Eurotiales; Aspergillaceae
Product: Mob1/phocein family protein
Exons: 3
Coding region: 1-957 (318 amino acids)
Biological process (GO): cell division; signal transduction; positive regulation of protein phosphorylation
Cellular component (GO): cytoplasm; nucleus
Molecular function (GO): protein kinase activator activity
Source: RefSeq, a predicted model, not a curated record